AUGGAUGGUGAUCCGGCAGUUAAUAGCUCUGUCAUAGUGCAAUUUCCCAAUGCAUUUCACAUACAUUGCAUUUGGCACAUAAGUCAAAAUUUACCAAAAAAUCUAAAAGGGAUAAUUGGUUCUAGUUAUGAUAAUUUCAUGAAAGACUUUUAUACUAUAAGGAAUAGCCUCACAGAAGAAAAAUCCAAUAAAAGAUGGGAAAAAUUACUGCAUGAUUAUCCACAAUCCACUAGUGUACAGUCAACCUCCCGUAAUGAGGGUGAAAAUUCAAUACUAAAACGCCUCUUUGGAAGUUCAAGUCUUUCAUUAUGCGAACUAUUUGAUGUCUUAGAAGAAAGGUACCAAGAAGAAAUCGAUUAUUGCAAGUUUACAAUUGAACGAGUUUGUGAUGCCAAAUAUAAUGAAAAAGCAGGAAGAGCAAAUGAACUUAAGUUUCUAUUAUCAUGCCGUGGAGGUUGA
This is a messenger RNA of Cetraspora pellucida, 459 nucleotides long. Lineage: Eukaryota; Fungi; Glomeromycota; Glomeromycetes; Diversisporales; Gigasporaceae. The record is from the annotation of a GenBank genome assembly.